Parathielavia appendiculata is the source of this 561-nucleotide messenger RNA. RefSeq lists its product as uncharacterized. The record is from RefSeq and is a predicted model, not a curated record. Lineage: Eukaryota; Fungi; Ascomycota; Sordariomycetes; Sordariales; Chaetomiaceae. The transcript has 3 exons. Bases 1 to 561 code for a protein of 186 amino acids.
AUGGCGGCCCCUCAGGCCGCGCAGCCUUCAGCUACGCAGCAGCAGCAGCAGCAACCACAACAACAGCCGCAGCAAUCGCAGCAGCAGCAGCCCCCGCCGCACCACCCACAGCAUGCGCCACAUGGGCCGCAUCCUCCGCAGCAGCAGUCGCAGCAGCAGCCUGCCUCCGCUGGCGCUCCGGGCCCCGCUCCAACUCAGCCGGCUGCUGCACCGGCGCAGCCCGCUCCGGCCGACGACACUCCGGCGCCGCCUCCCGCUAAGAAGAGUCGGACAAAUACGCCUUGGACGCCGGCUGAGGAGCUUCGGCUGAAACAGAUGCGUGAUGCGGGCCACAGCUGGGCCGAGAUUGCCAAGACCUUUCCAUCGCGAACAGAGGGGAGUGUGAAGAAGCACUGGUACAAGGACAUGCAUUAUGCUGAAUUCGCUGAGGACGAAAAAGCGGCCUUGUUCUCAGCCAUCAAGGAGUACGAGAACAACAAGUGGAAGACAAUCGGGCAGAAGGUUGGAAAGCCUGCGAAGGCCUGUGAGCAGUAUGCCAAGGAGCAUUUUCCUGGUGAGUGA